AAGUGAAUGUGAAUCUCUGAGCAUUCGGACUGGAGAGAACAACAACAGUAAAAUAAAAUGGCUUCUAAGUUCUCAGAGAAGGAUUUCUCCUGUCCUGUGUGCUAUGAAAUCUUCAAGGAUCCUCUUGUUCUGCAUUGCAGUCACAGUGUGUGUAAAGAGUGUUUGCAGCAGUUCUGGAAGACCAAAAGAUCCAAAGAAUGUCCUGUUUGUAGGACAAAGUCAUCUCGAGAUAAACCUCCCAGAAAUUUGGUCUUAAAAAACCUGUGUGAGGAUUUCUUACUGGAAAGAAGUCCGAGAUCUUCAUCAGGGUCUGAAACAGUCUGCAGUCUGCACAGUGAGACACUCAAACUCUUCUGUCUGGACGAUCAACAGCCAGUGUGUUUGGUGUGUCGGGAUUCAAGAACACACACCAACCACAAAUUCUGCCUCAUUGAUGAGAAAGUGACAGACUGUAAGGAGGAGCUCAAAACUGCACUGAAGGCCCUACAGGAAAAACUAAAGAUCUUUGCAGACUGUAAACUAAUCUGGAGUCAGACUGCAGAACAUAUAAAGAUUCAGACCCAACACACAGAGCGUCAGAUUAAGGAGCAGUUUGAGAAACUUCACCAGUUUCUACGAGAUGAAGAGGCAGUCAGGAUCACAGCACUGAGAGAGGAAGAGGAGCAGAAGAGUCAGAUGAUGAAGGAGAAGAAUGAGAAGCUGAGCAGAGACAUAUCAUCUGUUUCAGACACAAUCAGAGCCAUAGAAGAGGGGAUGAGAGCUGAAGACGUCCUGUUCUUACAAAACUACAAGGCCACAGUGAAAAGAGCCCAGUGCACACUGCAGCAUCCAGAGGAGCUUUCAGGAGCACUGAUCCAUGUGGCAAAUCAUCUGGCCAACCUGAAGUUCAGUGUCUGGGAGAAGAUGCAGAACAUUGUCCAAUACACACCUGUAACUCUGGACCCCAACACUGUUCAUCCUAAUCUCAUUGUAUCUGAUGAUUUGACCAGUGUGAGAUUCAGUGAUGAAGAACAGAAACUUCCUGAUAAUCCAGAGAGAUUUGAUAACUGGAAAUGUAUCAUGGGCUCUGAGGGCUUUAACUCAGGGACACACUGCUGGGAUGUUGAUGUUGGAGACUGUACAUGCUGGUUAGUGGGUGUAAUGAAAGAAUCUGCUCAGAGGAAGGGGGAGAUAACCUCCAGAAGUGGAAUCUGGGUUGUGCGGUAUUAUGAAGGUACAUAUAUUGCAGGUUCUACAGCACAGACAUUCACUCUCCUCUCAGUAGAACAGAAACUCCAGAGGAUCAGAGUGAAACUGGAUUGGGACAGAGGAAAGCUGUCAUUCUACAACCCUCUCACUAACACACACAUGCACACUUUUACACACACAUUUACUGACAAAUUACUGCCAUUAAUUUUUUGUUUUGGUAAUGAAACUCCUCUAAAGAUUGUCCCACUUCAGUGCUCCAUAAGAGUGAAUCAGAUCUGUUAGAGCUCAUAUUCUUUUAUUUCCAUUUAUGAAUGAAAUAUUGCAGAUUAAAAGAUUCAGAUUCUUGCGAAAGUGUGUUAAAAGUUGAAAGCACUCAUAAGUCCAUAACGUUUUUUUUCCUUCUUUUUUUUUAAAGCCCAUAAUCUAGCUACCUGAUAAGUAGCUUUUUAAAAGCAAAGAACAUCUUUAUAAAUUUGACCCAGUUAGUAUUAGUAAUAACGUUGUACUUGAUUUUAACUCAGAUGGACAUACUAAUAAAGUUUUGUGUGAAUAUUUUCUAGAAGAAUCUGUUAGUGUGUUGGUUGCGUUUGUUGUUGUUGUUGUUGUUGUUGUUUUUAAAAAACUUUAUUGCAAACAAAACAAGAACAACUAAAUGCAAAACAACUUACUCAGGGAGGAUAAAGGUAACUACGAAUAACAACAGGUAAACAAACACACAUACAUGCUCACAAACACCCCCCCCCACACACACACAUAAACUACAACAAAAACUAAAAAUGUAUAUAAAUACUAUAAAAUUCUCACAGCCUUUGAUUAAAAAAACAAUAACUCAAUAGAAUAUAUUCUUUCAAAAUAUUUACCAAUGUCAUUUUCAAAUACAACAAAGAGGGGUAUACUAUUAUUACAUUUAUUUUUAUAAUAAGAAACUUAGCAAUUAUAAUAAGUUUAUUAACUUUAUUAUAAAAUAUUAAUAAUUUUCCAUCUUGUAGUUGUUAUGGGUUACUGGGAUAGUUCCCUGCUAGACCACCAGAGGGAGUGCUGGCAGGAGUUUAUUCUCGAGACUACCACAGAGAUCUGGGUUCAAGCCCCAAGUCAGGGGGCAUCUCCUUUUACUGUUGCUCCUGAAUGUGCCCAAAACAAAACGGAAGCUUAGAGGGGUCCGUGCCUUUACUGUAGUAGCUCUUAAAAUGUGGAAUGAUUUGCCACUACCCAUUAGACAGGCCUCUUCUUUGUCUUCUUUUAAGUUGCUUCUUUAAACCCACCAUUUCUCCUUGGCCUGAUUUUGACAUUUUGUUUCUUAAUUUGUUUUCUUGUUUUUAUGUCUUGUAUGAGUUGGGUAUUUUAUGAUUAUAUAUUCUUCUGUACAGCACUUUGGUCAACUUUGGUUGUUUUUAAAGUGCUUUAUAAAUAAAGUUUGAUUGAUUGAUUGAUUACAGUAGUCAAAGAAACCAAAACAUUGUAUUUGAAAGAAAAGCAAAACUCAGGAAAGAACCUUUGGAUCAAAAGAAGCAUAUCUGAAUAAAAUGUAUUUUAAAAGUCCAAAACAAAUGCACAAUUGUUUCUGGAGCAGAGUUACAGAAACAGCAGGUGGUAUUAAUGUCCUUUUUAAAUCUCAGGGAAAUAAAGGAUUUGACAGGAGAAUAGAGAAAAGAGAGAGAACAGUAGAAGAACAGGUUUAAGUCAUACAGAAGAGAAAAUGUUGAUAGGUGUAACUGGUGUAGAAAGGAAAUUUGUUAAUUUAACCUGACCUGUCUUUUUUCUCUCUGUUUCUUUAAAAAAAAAAGAAUGGUUUAGUGAACUCCACAAAAUGUUGUAUAUAAUUAUUGUUCAUAGAUUAUAAUAUUAAAGUAGCGGAACCUCUCCUUGGGAAUUUGUUUGGGAGGGGAUGUUAUUGGUGAGACACUUUGGUGGGGCUCCCUCGUGUGUGCCAUGCGGUUGCCUCAGUCCGUUUCUGGAUGAGGCCGAUGACGCAUGUCCUUCUCGCUUCUCCCUUCAAUAUACAAAUAUUGUGGUAAUAUUUCUUCUCUAAAAUGCUUUGCCGCUAGGAGAAUGUGAUUUAAUACCAUAAUGAUUGAUUGCAUUAGUUAUGUUAAGGAUGUUUUGGGUAAUGUGUUUUUUUUCUUUUUAUUAUUUAACGAAAUAUACCACGUUGCUAACUGUUUAGCAUUGUGUGUACUAGUGUGUACUGGUGGAGGAGAAGCUGACGCCCCGUGUCUCAUCUUUUAUUUCUUUUCUUACAG
Molecule: messenger RNA, 3428 nt
Organism: Tachysurus fulvidraco (yellow catfish)
Lineage: Eukaryota; Metazoa; Chordata; Actinopteri; Siluriformes; Bagridae
Product: E3 ubiquitin-protein ligase TRIM39-like
Exons: 6
Coding region: 58-1470 (470 amino acids)
Molecular function (GO): protein binding; zinc ion binding
Source: RefSeq, a predicted model, not a curated record